GUUCUAGAUCCUCUUGUCUAGCCAUCAUGAGACCGAACAGGGGAAGAGAGAAGGGUAUAAAGAUGGCCUGGCAUCCCGUCGAGCUCAUCUCUUCUCCAUCAGCAAGCAUCCUCCGUCUUCAAGGCUCAAUCUCGCUGACUCCCGCUCUUCUCUUGAUCUCAUCGUCGUUCCCGACCAUUCAACCAGCAAAAUGAAGACCUCUACUCUCUUGACUGCUGGCCUCCUGGCCACCGCCGCCGUCGCUGCUCCCCUCACCGAGAAGCGCGCCGCGGCCAAGGCUGCCCGCCUCGCCAGACGCGGCGAGAACCGCAAGAGCAACCCCCCUCUCAAGCCCGGCACCAACGAGGCCAUCAACCUGACCGGCGCCAAGGACACCGAAUACUCGUCCAACUGGGCUGGUGCCGUCCUCGUCGGUACCGGCUACACGGCCGUGACCGCCGAGUUUACCGUCCCUACUCCCUCCGUGCCCUCCGGUGGCUCCAGCCGCGAGCAGUACUGUGCCUCCGCCUGGGUUGGUAUUGACGGUGACACCUGCGACACCGCCAUCCUGCAGACCGGUGUCGACUUCUGUAUCGAGGGCAGCACCGUCAGCUACGACGCCUGGUACGAGUGGUACCCCGACUACGCCUACGACUUCAGCGGCAUCAGCAUCUCCGCCGGCGAUGUCAUCAAGGUUACUGUCGAUGCCACCAGCAAGACCGCCGGUACCGCCACCGUCGAGAACGUCACUAAGGGUACCACCGUCACCCACACCUUCAGUGGUGGUGUUGAUGGCGACCUCUGCGAGUACAACGCCGAGUGGAUCGUUGAGGACUUCGAGGAGGACGACUCCCUCGUCCCCUUCGCCGACUUCGGCACCGUCACCUUCUCCUCUGCCUCCGCCACCAAGAGCGGCAGCAGCGUCGGCCCCUCCGGCGCCACCAUCAUCGACAUUGAGCAGAACAACGAGGUCCUCACCUCUGUCUCGACCUCCAGCAGCGAGGUUGUUGUCACCUACGUCUAAGCGGAACAGGCGGAUGCACGGCCAACGGGACCGUCUGGGCGACCUAGCGCGCUGGAUUCCCCGGCUUCGAUGGAUGAGACCUUUGAAGAUGAAGAUGCGAAUGAGCAAAUAUUGUCAUGUCUUGAGAUUAUGCUUUGUUGAUAUGUUGGGG
Aspergillus saccharolyticus JOP 1030-1 is the source of this 1154-nucleotide messenger RNA. RefSeq names its product A4/G1 family peptidase. Lineage: Eukaryota; Fungi; Ascomycota; Eurotiomycetes; Eurotiales; Aspergillaceae. Gene Ontology annotation, molecular function: glutamic-type endopeptidase activity. Gene Ontology annotation, biological process: proteolysis. The record is from RefSeq and is a predicted model, not a curated record. The transcript is spliced from 2 exons. The coding region runs from base 191 to 1003 and encodes 270 amino acids.